CUCUCGCGACCCACAAGUUCGCGCCUUCUCCAUACUCCACCCGAUUCCUUCGUUUCCACUCACGUCGGUCCCAGCCGUCUAGGCGUACACUCAUUUCCGACGACAAUCGCUUCAAUAUGUUAUGACGUUUACAUGCUUUGAGAUACCCCCAAUAGUCUAUUCACGUUACACACACGCUACGCGCUUUUGAUAUAUAGUUAUGAAUGCUCCAGUAAUAUCACGGAAGCCGCUUCCAGAGGCAGCCCAGGCGCACUUGAAGGACCCGUCCAAUUCCACUACUACAGUCGGGUCGAAAUGGGAACUACCUUUACCGCCAGGUCAACAAACGAAAGAUGCGAUUAGGGUCACCGCUCCACGCGAAGUGACCGCACCUGACGAUAAGUCACUUCACAAUGGAAGGCGGUAUGGCUUCACCUGUGGUAUUUUUCCUGGUACAAAGACCAGUCCUUUUGCUUCGACACUCUCUCGUCACUACAACAACUUCCUGCCACCACACAAAAGAUACUUCAACAACCACAUCAACCGCCGUACACUACUCAUCAUGAUCGGCAUCACUUUUGUCUCCCUUCUGGCUCUCAUCAUCGGUCUCGCAGCAGGCUUGGUUAUCCCCUCCGGCAACAAUGCCGUGUCUCCAGCCGUCGGACCCCUAGUUCAAGGUCAGUUGACGUUCUACAACCCGGCGAUGGGCGCUUGCGGUCAUGUGAACGGCGACAAUGACGCUGUCAUGGCUGUUUCCCACGGGCGCUGGGACGAGAAGGGAACUCCCAACCCCAACAACAACCCGCUUUGUGGUAGGCAGGUUCGAGCUCACCGCGUGGACGAGCGCACUGGCAAGGAUGCCAGCAUCGUUGUCACCAUUGUCGACAAGUGCAUGGGAUGUGCUUACGACGACAUCGAUGUCAGCCCUGCCAUGUUCAACAAGUUGGCUGAUAAAGGCAAGGGCAGGGUCAACGUGGAGUGGUCCUGGGUCUGAGCAUUGUCACUUGGCUCCCGUUACACAGUCAUGACUCAGGGUUGGGUCGACUGUGACACAUUACGGCAUUUCCUAUUACUCACACACUGGUGUGGCAUAUAUAUGCUUUCCAAUUCUACUGAUGAUAUACUCU
This is a messenger RNA of Alternaria rosae, 1106 nucleotides long. RefSeq names its product RlpA-like double-psi beta-barrel-protein domain-containing protein-containing protein. The record is from RefSeq and is a predicted model, not a curated record. Lineage: Eukaryota; Fungi; Ascomycota; Dothideomycetes; Pleosporales; Pleosporaceae. The transcript is spliced from 4 exons. Bases 200 to 973 code for a protein of 257 amino acids.